AUGGAAUUCUCGCCUUUCGCGCUGGAGAUUGAGUCACCCGAGACCGAGUUUCUCGACACAGCCCGCGAAUUGGGCGUCAAGAUUGUGGCUUAUUCGCCUCUAGGUCGUGGAUUUCUGACCGGCGCCAUUAAGAGCCGGGGGGAGUUUGACCCAAUGGACCCGCGCAUCAUGUUUCCUCGUUUUGCGGAAGAGAACUUGUCUGGGAAUCUCAAGCUUGUGGGGAUAUUUGAGGACAUGGCGAGGGAGAAAGGGUGCACACCGGGCCAGGUUGCGCUUGCAUGGGUUCUGUCUCAAGGCGAUGACUUCAUCCCUAUUCCCGGUACCAAGCAUGUGAAGUACUUGGAGGAGAAUGCUGGCGCAGUCAAUGUUGACUUCUCCAGAGGCGACGAUGAGAGAAUCAGGAAGGCAAUUGAAGCCAUCGGUGGUGCAAAGGGAUCUCGUUACCCGGGCGCGUUUGCGGCCAUGUGCUUUGCCGAUAGUCCAGAACUUGAGAACGAAUGA
Molecule: messenger RNA, 501 nt
Organism: Cladophialophora carrionii CBS 160.54
Lineage: Eukaryota; Fungi; Ascomycota; Eurotiomycetes; Chaetothyriales; Herpotrichiellaceae
Exons: 2
Coding region: 1-501 (166 amino acids)
Cellular component (GO): cytoplasm
Source: RefSeq, a predicted model, not a curated record